CUUGGUUUGUUUGGACUGUUCUGUUACAGCCAUGUCCUUAUUGUGUGUUUGGAGCAUGUUACACUGCCAAAUGCAAUACUUCUGUUUGCACUUACCAGCAGAGGGAAAUCGCACUUUUCUGUUUUCAUCUUAACAACAACAGACCCCAGAGUGACGUGCACGCCUGUGUGCGCGUGCAUGUGAGAGAGGGUGACACAGACUGAGAGCACCGAGCGUCCGCGCUCACACAUGGCCUCCAUGCAGGACGGGCUGCACAUCACGGCUCCUCCCUACGGCAAGGUCCUGCUGCUGGGCGCCAUCGCUGCUGCCUCCGCCUUCGUGGUCACUAUCCUCAUCGUGGUCCUGUGCGUGGGCUGCCAGAGGAAGGGAAAGACACAGAAUGUCCCCGGGGAGAGUGGGAAACACCGCCUCAUGGACAUGGGAAUUCUCAAGCAGUCCAAGCUGCGCUCCAUCAGUAAAUCUGACGCCUCAGAGAUGAACAAAGUGAACUGCAAUGGCAAAAGCAGGCAGCUCCCCCAGAUCCCCUCUGGGGCUGGAGAGGACGGAGAGCACACUUAUUCUGAAGUGGGCCGGGGAGCCUCCACUACACGUACUGAUGAUGCCCUGUACGCCAUGGUAGGCAGAGCCGGGCAGACGGACACACCUGCUCCUCCCGCCGUGCCCGCCAACACCCCGGCACCUCCGGACCCGGACGGGGAUGUGGAGGGAGGCCUUGCUGAGUCCGAGUCGCAGGUUGUGUCUCCUCCAGAGACUGCAGAGUACGCCGUGGUGCGGAAGCUGAGGAAAGCUGAGAAGGCGCCUCAGAAGAGGGACAGUGGCACAGACAUGGCAGAGCCUCCUGCCCCUCCUCCAAGGCACGGCCCUCCAUCUCACCCUGCCCCCCCACCACCUCACACCCAGCACCCCCACAGCACCAAGCUGCCCCGCAGAAAUAUAGGCCUCGAGACCUUUAAUGUGCCCUCCUUCCCAAAGGAAGUAAUGUUUAUGGGGAACGGGGAGCAGUACAUCUGGAAGCCUCCAGAGGAUGAUGACCUCUUGAUGCUGCAAAACAAAGCCUUGGGCCCUUUGGCCCACACUGUGGAGCACAUACCACCGUCUGCUGCCGCGGUGGCAGAAAUGUACUCUAAAGUUUGCAAACCUGGAAAAAAGAAGAGAUCUAUAUCUCCUCCAGGCAAUCCUGGCUUCCGGACCUUGGGGCGUGGGGACCGGGACAGGGACGGGGGCUUUAGUGUUGUGGUGAAGCCUCAGACAUGGGCCCCACUGGAGGGCAAAGCCAUGGCAGGGCCCUUAGACGAGCACUGUUACGAGUCCAUUGGCACAGAGGAGUAUGACCCUGCAUAUGAAAACCUGGAGGGGGCAGGCUGGAGGCGAGAGAGACCCCCAAAUACAUGUGCCACUCUGAGGCCCAGGAGAAAAAGGGCCCAGCAGCCUCUGCAGCAGCAGCAGCCCCCUCCACCUCCACCCACACAGCAGACGCCCAAGCUGCAGCACCUGCCUGCCCAGGCCUUGGUGCUGCCAGGGGACAGUCUGUAUGAAAGCAUUGGGGACCUCAAGGCGGGCUCAACCACCUCCAGCACGACCACCAUCUUCACCUUCAAUGACGGCAUGGAGAUGUACGUGACAGGGCUCUGAGUGACCGCGCUUCAUCACAUACUGUUUACAUUCAGUCAUAAUACAUGCCUUUUACUGGCCCAGAGCCGAGGGUCCAUCUGCUGACCUCCAAUGACCCGGGCUGAAUUCUAGAGUCCUAUCUGUAGACCUUAGAUGAAUCCAAAGGUAAUGAAUAAUAAAUGAGCACAAGACCAUUGCAGAGUACUCUGUAGGUAACAGUAGCACUUGAGUUUCGCUGGGAAAUGUGUGCAAAGCACAACCAAUUCAAAGGCCUAAAUUCUUCCUCAAUUUUAGCGGGUAAUUGUUGUGUUCUUGAAGGUCCUCUUUUGGGGAAGCUGCACAUCUUUGUGUGAAUCUUUUGGUAGCACUUAGUCCUUAUGCGCAGGCCUUCCCUAUAGUUGGUCAAGAUGUGAUUCAGGACAUAAUAUAAAUAUAUUAAUUAUUAAUCAAAUACUUGAAAGCUCAGGGACCAAGAGAAACAAUUAUGAAUAUUCUAUUAAAUGAAAAACUGCACACAUUUUGCAUUCCUCUUAAAACAAAUUUUUGACCAUUUCCAUAUUUAAAAAGCCAAUCAAAGAUAUACAAGCGUCUGUCAUAUUUUGUUUCAUCUUACAUGGACUGAACACUGUCUCCACUGCCGUCUGUAAAUGAGUGUUUUGAUUUGUUUCUGCACUUUGCCUGCUGCCAAUUGCAUGCUAAAAAAUCUAAAAUCUAACAAAAAAAAUCACUGUCACGUGGUACCUAUAUGAAUGUUAUUUAUUUUCAGUAGUUGUUGGGUGUUUUUUUUGUUCCACUUUUGGUUGUUUUUCAAGUGUGUUGCUUUAUUUUUUCGUAGAGCACAGUAUCAGUUUAUUUCAGGAUGUUUGUAGCACAGAAGGACUGCGUGAAGGCUGUUCACCGUUCUCCUCCUGUGAUACCAACUCACUUAAUCAAAUCUAAAGUUGAAUUUAAAGGAGAUCAAUGUGAGAUUCCUGGAGAUGGAGACAGUCCGCCUAAACGCGGUCCUAUACCUCAUUGACGUAUGUGGAGCAUUCAUUGCAUAGUCCUGACGUGCCCUGCCCAUUUGAAUCAGAAAACUACAGCUAAACCAAUGUGUUUUAGCACGUUUCAUCAUGUCUCAUAACCAUUCAUCGACGAACACUCCUCUCUUUGUUAUCAGUGUUAAAAUAUAGCAGCAUUGCAGAAAAACUACAAAAAAUGUGAAGUUUUGCAAAGCAGCAGACCCCGAGGAGAAGACAAUAUAACUCCCAAACCUGGAUGGACAAUGACAAUGAAAUCAUUUGACCAAAUACAACCAAUGUGAUUACUCUGUAUGUUGAUGCAAUGUGUAUGUACAUUACAAAAGAGAAAGAAAUAAUAAAUAUAUCAUCAGUGUUGAGGAAUCUAUCUUUUUUCUAUCACAGUUAAUUGUGGUUUGGAAUGACUUGUGACAAACUGCAAAACAGCUGCAAUGUAAACUUCAGUGUAUUCUGUUUGUUGUUUUUGAAGCCAUGAAGCUACAGUGUAUUCUUGGA
Messenger RNA from Boleophthalmus pectinirostris (great blue-spotted mudskipper), 3125 nucleotides. RefSeq lists its product as uncharacterized. The record is from RefSeq and is a predicted model, not a curated record. Gene Ontology annotation, cellular component: membrane raft; plasma membrane. Bases 229 to 1632 code for a protein of 467 amino acids. Gene Ontology annotation, biological process: negative regulation of T cell activation; intracellular signal transduction. Lineage: Eukaryota; Metazoa; Chordata; Actinopteri; Gobiiformes; Gobiidae. The transcript has 7 exons.